CCGCGUCAUCGGAAACGCGGUCUCCGCAGUCGCCCGGACAGUCACCGGGCGGGUCAAGUCGACCCUCGGGCGCCUGAUCCCUGGAGCUCGCGACGGCGAACCUUCAUCUUCUUCGGCGGCGCCUUUGACCGAUCGGAGAGAGGAGUCCCCCGCGACGGCGCACACAGGCGCGCGACCCAAACGUAAGGUGGUUCGGAAGGUUAAGAAAGGUACCGGCGCCAUGACUGAGGCUGAAAACAAGGCGGAAGCCCCCGCCGCGAACGGCGACGGCGCCGCCAAGGCGAAGAAGGACAAAGGCCCGAUCGGCUAUCACUACUGGCACCAGCAAGCCAACCAGGGCACGGCGCCCAAGGCUGCGCCCGUGAAGCUCAGCGAGGAGGAGGCUGACAAGCUGGCGAAGCAGAUGAGCGGCGGCGGCGUGGGUCUGAGCUCCUGGAACCGCGCCGGCACCUGGGAGGAGCGCGGCCACACCGACUGGGCCAAGGCGCGGGUGGAGGAACUCGUGGUUGGCAAGACGAUCGACGUGGCCGGAGGCGGCGCGGCCGUCGUCAAGGAGGUCAAGACGUUCAAGGGGGACGCCACGGUGGUGAUGGUGCGCGGUAAGCCCAGGCACGGGUUCGACUUCGACGUCACGCUCGCGUGGGAGUGCACGUUCGAAGGGGACGGCGAGGACGUCAAGCCGGUGAAGGGCACGGUGCACAUCCCGGAGGCGAGCAGGGACACGGUGGACGACGACGAGGUCGAGUACACCGUCAAGGUGGAGGACAGAAAGACCGACCGAAGGAGCCAGGAGGACGCCGCGUACGACGCUCUCAAGGGUGGUCUGCGAACGUUCCUCAGGGAAACGUUCGGUACCAUCGACAAGGAGCUGCUGGCCCGAGCCAACGGAGGGGCGUGAUUCAUUUUCCAACCCAUCCGGGGUCGACUCGCGAUCCUCGACUCGGCUCGACGUCAUGGUAAUAUAUUCUGAUUUUUUUAAAGUC
Molecule: messenger RNA, 983 nt
Organism: Micromonas commoda
Lineage: Eukaryota; Viridiplantae; Chlorophyta; Mamiellophyceae; Mamiellales; Mamiellaceae
Exons: 1
Coding region: 221-898 (225 amino acids)
Biological process (GO): protein folding; positive regulation of ATP-dependent activity
Cellular component (GO): cytosol
Molecular function (GO): protein-folding chaperone binding; ATPase activator activity
Source: RefSeq, a predicted model, not a curated record